Linderina pennispora is the source of this 168-nucleotide messenger RNA. RefSeq lists its product as uncharacterized. Gene Ontology annotation, biological process: positive regulation of transcription by RNA polymerase II. The transcript has a single exon. Gene Ontology annotation, molecular function: sequence-specific DNA binding; zinc ion binding; DNA-binding transcription factor activity, RNA polymerase II-specific. The annotation marks the transcript as partial. Lineage: Eukaryota; Fungi; Kickxellomycota; Kickxellomycetes; Kickxellales; Kickxellaceae. Gene Ontology annotation, cellular component: nucleus. The record is from RefSeq and is a predicted model, not a curated record.
GACCACACGCCCAGCACCACCAACGGCAGCACAGCACCGCCCCGCUACCUCCGGGCAUGUGACAACUGCCGACGCCGGAAAGUCAAAUGUGACGGCACCAAGCCCUCAUGUGCGCACUGCCAGCGGGUGGGGGCAUCGUGUCAUUAUAGCAUCAAGCCCAAGUCGCGG